This is a messenger RNA of Oreochromis aureus, 1473 nucleotides long. Its product is annotated as nucleoredoxin-like protein 1. Bases 592 to 1449 code for a protein of 285 amino acids. The transcript has 3 exons. Gene Ontology annotation, biological process: photoreceptor cell maintenance. Gene Ontology annotation, cellular component: mitochondrion. Lineage: Eukaryota; Metazoa; Chordata; Actinopteri; Cichliformes; Cichlidae. The record is from RefSeq and is a predicted model, not a curated record.
AGAUUGCACCUCUAAAACACCAAAGCAGUGACAUUUUGAAAAAUGGUUCUAGCAAUUUUUAAGCUUUAAAGGCCCUGAAGCAGAUGUUCUUAAUUAUUCGUUGAUGCUGAUGGAAUCCAACAUGAGCACAAAUAAUCUGUCAAACUUGUUUUGACUGUUUUUUGUUUUGCGUGGGCAGUAGCAAUGCUCUGGAUUCACCUGUAAGUGCACCCAAAAUGUCACAGACACUCCAAACUUGAUUCUUGCUUAUUUUGUCGUGCAUAUUUGUUGAAAUUCACAAGAUACUAAAAUAUUUCAGAUUUAACAUCCUGAGACCUCAGCUCUUGUUUUGGAUGGAUUUUCAAUUUCUCUUAGCUAUUUGGGAUCAGUUGGACCUGAUAGGUCUAAAAACGAAACAUUACCUAUGAAAAGUGUGUCCUCAAGUGUGGACAAUGGGUUCAUAUUACUGCAUAAAACAGUGACGUCUACAAAGUAUAAAACACUUUAUUGAGUGAAGUAUAAAGUAUUGAAAACCCCAAAUUUAAUGCCCUGGGUCUCAGGGGUUUCACACUAGUGUCAGCCACAAUCACAGUUUGGAAAAAUGAAACAUUUAUGUAUGCAACAGAUAGCAAAACAAGUCAUUAUUUCAGGAAUGUGCUGUACAAGGCACCAUACAUGCAUAUUGUUGAACAUAUGUACAUAAAACUUCCUCUAACCCUCCGUGUUUCCACAGAGGGCCUUUAUCCUUUCACAUUCCUGUCUUUCAUCAUGGUUGACCUUUUCCUAAACCGAGUUCUCAUCGAGAACAACUGGGACCAAGACGAACUCAACACUGAGCGUGAGAUCAUGGGGAUUCUCGAAAAUCGCAUCGUCAUGCUGUUCUUUGCAUCUGCUGAAUGUGAAAAGUGCCUGGAGUUUGUGCCUGUUCUGAACGACUUCUUUAAGAGACUGAAAGAUCCAGCAUACAUCGAAUACCCGAAACUGCUCGCACUCAUCUACAUCAGUUUGGACCAAUCAGAGGAGAAGCAGGAAAAAUUUCUCAAAGAGCUGCACAAAAAGGUUCUGUUUCUGGCCUUUGAGGACCCGUACAGGAAGGAACUGCAGACCAUGUUUAAAGUGAAGGAUGUACCAACAAUAGUGGUCCUGCGUCCCGACGGUUCUGUCCUCUCUCCAAACGCUGUGCGGGACAUCUGUCGUUUCGGCUGUGACUGUUUCCAAAACUGGCAGGAAUCGGCUGAGCUUGUUGAAAGGAGCUUCAUGCUAAACGAGGAGUUUGACAACCUUAACUUGCGCAGCGCCACUGACCCUGUGAGGAGGCUCAAGUACAAGACAGAGGACGACAAACGCAAAAAGAGAUGGUGGAAGUUAUGGGGGAAGGGAAGAGAUGGAAAUGAAGAGGAAGAGGAGAAAGAUGGAGCAUGGGAUAUCAAGAGAAAUGAGGGAGAUAACAAUACCUGGAGGAUAAGAUGAGGAAAACAUAUAUCAUAUAAUGUA